UUUUUGUCUUUUGGCUUCGGGUGAUUUGUUGUUUCCUCAAUACCAAGUCAACCCUCUCCUCCUUCCCAGAAAAACCCUAGAAUCUCCAUUCAUUCUCACGUUUGAAUUUAUAUUAUAUAGUUGAAUUUGGUAGUCAAAUCACACAUUGAUUCAACCCCUCUUGAAUCUUUCUCCAAAAUUUCAUUUUUUUUAAAAGAAAAAGAAAAUGGCCUCGGAGAUCGAGAUAGUGGAGGAGGUUGAAUCAAGAAAUGAUGAUGAAUGGUCUUCUAAAGAGGUUGUUAACGGUGUCGUUGAGGAGGAGAGUUUGAGGAACGAUGUGUAUACAGCAGCCGCGUAUGGGGAUAUGGGGAAGCUUCAGAGAUUGGUGGAAAGCGAGGGUUGUUCUGUAUCUGAGCCUGAUGGUCUUGGUUACUAUGCGCUUCAGUGGGCGGCUCUUAACAAUCGCACGGCAGCUGCACAAUAUAUUAUUGAGCAUGGGGGAAAUGUAAAUGCUGCAGAUCAUACGGGGCAAACAGCAUUACACUGGAGUGCCGUCCGAGGUGCAGUGCAGGUUGCUGAGCUCUUACUACAAGAGGGUGGUCGUUUAAAUACAGCUGAUAUGUAUGGCUAUCUGCCAACACAUGUUGCCGCACAGUAUGGUCAGACAGCUUUCCUUUAUUACGUUGUUACAAAGUGGAAUGCUGAUCCUGAUGUACCUGACAGUGACGGGAGAAGCCCUAUACACUGGGCUGCAUACAAGGGUUUUGCUGACUGUAUACGGCUUUUACUCUUUCUUGAUGCAUAUCGUGGACGUCAGGAUAAAGAGGGUUGUACUCCUCUUCAUUGGGCUGCUAAUAGGGGUCACCUAGAAGCAUGUACGGUGUUGGUGCAGGCAGGGAAGAAGGAAGACCUUAUCUUGACAGAUAACACUGGCCUUACACCUGCUCAGCUUGCUUCUUACAAGAAUCACAGACAAGUUGCUUUUUUCCUCGGAAACGCUAGGCGGUUGUAUGACAACCGCUGUGAUGGAAGUACCCGGCUUGGCAAACUUUCAAAGCUUGGACUUGCUCCUGUUCUUUGUUGUACAAUAUUUCUUCUACUUACCACUUACAUUCAUGCUGUAAUCAUGGCUUCAACUUUGCCAAAAUUAACUGCUGCUGGCGCACUAUUUGCAUGGUCGGGAGUUCUCCUUGCUACAGCUGGACUAGUUACGUUUUACCGGUGCAGCAGAAAAGAUCCAGGUUACAUCCGGAGGAGUCAACAUGAUUCACAAAAUAUCAAAGAUGAUGAACCUUUGCUGAAAAUGGAAAUGAAUCAUCCUGCUUUGCUUGCUGGGAAUUGGUCUCAGCUUUGCUCCACGUGCAGGAUUGUUCGUCCUCUUCGUGCAAAGCAUUGUUCAACCUGUGAUCGCUGUGUGGAACAAUUUGAUCAUCAUUGUCCCUGGGUGUCUAAUUGCAUCGGCAAGAAAAACAAGUGGGACUUUUUCAUCUUUCUUGUUCUUGAAGUACUGGCAAUGGUCUUAACUGGUGCAGUUACUCUUACAAGAGUCUUGACUGACCCUGCAGCUCCAUCAUCGUUUGGGGCUUGGCUGAGUCAUGCUGGUACUCACCAUAUUGGUGCUUUAGCAUUUUUAUUUGCUGACUUCUUCCUCUUCAUUGGAGUGGCAGUCUUAACUGGGGUACAGGCUUCUCAGAUUUCACACAACAUUACAACAAACGAAAUGGCCAAUAUGAUGCGUUACAGUUACCUUAGAGGACCAGGUGGUCGAUUCCGGAAUCCAUAUGAUCAUGGGUGUAAGAAGAACUGUUCAGAUUUCUUGAUAAACGGUUACAACGAAGACAUCGAGUGUGUUGAAGAAUCGGUUCAGUCCGAAGGGAUUGGAAUGAUGCAGAUUCCUCACAGCUCAAGUAUGCAAAAUGGCACCGGCCAUUCUCAUCAGAUAAAUGGAAAUGGCCAUCAUGCUAUCAAUAUAAGCAACAAUAACCAGAACUCACACCAGGGUCAUGUUCAUUCUGCCCAUCGUAGUCAUAAUGUGAAGAGCAAAACUGAUUCUGUACCUGUGGGUUUGGGUGUUGGCUUAGGACGAAAUGCUGCGCGUACCGCGCUACCUUCAUAACUAGUGUUGCCAUUGGCUUUUUCUUCUUUUUGACCUUUUUAUUGUUUAUAUAUGAAUCACACACUGAUUUUAGAGCUGAAGUUAUUCAAUUGGUUUACCUUUUGUUUCCUCCCCAAA
Molecule: messenger RNA, 2212 nt
Organism: Solanum dulcamara
Lineage: Eukaryota; Viridiplantae; Streptophyta; Magnoliopsida; Solanales; Solanaceae
Product: protein S-acyltransferase 24
Exons: 13
Coding region: 206-2095 (629 amino acids)
Biological process (GO): protein palmitoylation
Cellular component (GO): Golgi membrane
Molecular function (GO): protein binding; palmitoyltransferase activity
Source: RefSeq, a predicted model, not a curated record